This is a messenger RNA of Achroia grisella, 714 nucleotides long. RefSeq names its product sorting nexin-12 (gene Snx3). Gene Ontology annotation, biological process: late endosome to Golgi transport; endocytic recycling. The coding region runs from base 109 to 609 and encodes 166 amino acids. Lineage: Eukaryota; Metazoa; Arthropoda; Insecta; Lepidoptera; Pyralidae. Gene Ontology annotation, cellular component: retromer complex; early endosome membrane. The transcript has 4 exons. The record is from RefSeq and is a predicted model, not a curated record. Gene Ontology annotation, molecular function: phosphatidylinositol-3-phosphate binding.
GAAACGUCAAUCAAAUAAUGUUUUGUUCGUGUCAUUUUUUAAUUUCAUUUCCUAUUUGAUUAGUAGACCGUCCUAUUAGUUUGUGAUUGUUUUAAUAAAUAUAUCGUUAUGAUGGCUGAGGACACGACAGCCGAUGCGACUAGAAGAUUAAACGUUAAAAAACAAACGCUGGAUGACGCUUACGCGGCACCGGCGAAUUUCCUUGAAAUCGAUGUUGUGAAUCCAGUUACUAUUGCUGGUGUUGGGAAGAAACGCUACACGGAUUACGAAGUUCGCAUGAGGACGAACCUGCCAGUGUUCAAGGUAAAGGAGUCAAGCGUGAGACGGCGGUAUAGUGACUUUGAAUGGUUAAGAAACGAACUGGAAAGAGACAGUAAGAUUGUGGUACCACCUUUGCCUGGGAAAGCCUUAAAGAGGCAGCUGCCAUUCCGAGGUGAUGAUGGUAUAUUUGAAGAAGAAUUUAUAGAAGAUCGCAGAAAAGGCCUAGAAGUAUUCAUCAACAAGAUCGCUGGUCACCCACUAGCCCAGAACGAGAGGUGCCUUCACAUGUUCUUGCAAGAUCAAGUCAUCGAUAAGAACUACGUACCAGGCAAGAUACGGAAUACAUAAUAGCCAACUAUGGAGCUUGCCGCAUUCGACUUUUAAGACUAUUCUGUUUAUGUUUAUAAUUUAUUUUUUUAUUUGUUGUUUUACGGCUCUGGAUACAAGUCCUUU